Molecule: messenger RNA, 771 nt
Organism: Apaloderma vittatum (bar-tailed trogon)
Lineage: Eukaryota; Metazoa; Chordata; Aves; Trogoniformes; Trogonidae
Gene: POFUT1
Product: protein O-fucosyltransferase 1
Exons: 4
Coding region: 1-771 (256 amino acids)
Biological process (GO): protein O-linked glycosylation via fucose; regulation of Notch signaling pathway; Notch signaling pathway
Cellular component (GO): endoplasmic reticulum
Molecular function (GO): peptide-O-fucosyltransferase activity
Source: RefSeq, a predicted model, not a curated record
AUGUUUUUUGUUUCUUUUUUUUUUCCUUUUCAGGAUGGAAAUCCAUUUGGUCCCUUCUGGGAUCAGUUCCAGGUGGAUUUUGAUAAGUCUGAGCUCUUCAAAGGAAUCUCCUUCAGUCCUGCCUACAAGGACCAUUGGAUCCAAAGAUUUUCAGCAUCUGAGCACCCUGUACUCGCCUUACCUGGAGCUCCAGCCCAGUUUCCUGUCUUAGAGGAGCACCGGCCCCUCCAGAAGUAUAUCGUGUGGUCUGAUGAAAUGGUGAAGAAAGGAGAAGCCUACAUUCAUUCCCUGCUGGUCAGGCCCUACGUCGGGAUUCACCUGAGGAUCGGCUCGGACUGGAAAAAUGCUUGCAAUAUGCUAAAGGAUGGGACGGCCGGGCCGCACUUCAUGGCUUCACCUCAGUGCGUGGGCUACGACCGAAGUGCUGCCGUCCCUCUCACCAUGGACAUGUGCCUGCCAGACCUCAAAGAGAUCAAGCGUGCUCUUAAGCUCUGGGUGAAAAAGAUGGAAGCUAAAUCUGUUUAUAUCGCUACGGAUUCUGAGCCCUACACAACCGAAAUACGGCAGUUCUUCCAAGGAAAGAUCAAGGUUGUAAGCUUGCAGCCAGAAGUGCCUCAGGUUGAUUUGUACAUUCUUGGCCAGUCUGAUCAUUUUAUUGGGAACUGUGUCUCUUCAUUUACUGCCUUUGUGAAAAGGGAGCGCGACGUACAUGGAAAACCCUCUUCGUUUUUUGGCAUGGACGACCCACCAAGAUUACGGGAUGAAUUCUGA